UGGGGAAGCGAUAAGAGCUUUAGCUUUCAGCAAUGGCGGUGUGCGACAUCCGCUCUGCGCGCCCGCAGCAUAAACCCUAAAGAGAAAUCCCUCUCGAAGGCGAUCCGUCGGCCGGAGAUUCUCCGUUCUCCGGCGAGCGCCGUCGCCUCCGGCCGUGCUCGCUCGCUACGACUCCUCAGCCUCGUCGUCGUCGUCGUCGUCGUUCCUUCCGGCUCCGAUGUUCGGGCGCUCCGAGAGCGAGCAAGGGCGGGAGGCGAGCUGAGCCGAGCCGAGCCGAGCCCGUAGCUUCGCCGAGGGAGGGGAAGAAGAAGGAUGAAUGCGAACGCCGCGGCGGCCGCGAACGGGUGCGAAAUCGGGAGCAUGGAGCGGGAGUACAUGAGGAGGCACCACAGGCACGAGGUCGCGGAGAACCAGUGCAGCUCCGCGCUGGUGAAGCACAUCAGGGCCCCCGUUCCCCUCGUCUGGUCUUUGGUGAGAAGGUUUGAUCAGCCCCAGAAGUAUAAACCUUUUGUCAGCAGAUGCGUUGUGCGUGGAAAUCUCGAAAUUGGUAGUCUGAGGGAAGUUGAUGUCAAGUCCGGACUUCCUGCCACUACAAGUACGGAGAGGUUAGAGCUUCUUGAUGAUGAUGAGCAUAUCUUGAGCAUCAGGAUCAUCGGUGGGGAUCACAGGCUUAGGAACUACUCUUCAAUCAUUUCUGUUCAUCCAGAAAUCAUUGAAGGGAGGCCAGGGACUUUGGUGAUUGAAUCGUUUGUGGUGGAUGUUCCCGAGGGGAAUACCAAGGAUGAGACUUGCUACUUCGUGGAAGCCCUGAUCAAGUGCAACCUUAAAUCUCUUGCUGAUGUCUCAGAGCGGCUAGCAGUGCAGGACCGGACUGAGCCCAUCCACAUGAUGUGAAAAUAGGGCCGAGAUGUGUUGGCAUUGUAGGUUGCCAAGGAUGAAGCUUCUGAAGCAUCCCACUUGAAGAGGCUUUGGAGACAGACUGGCGCUAGCUCUUUUCUUGAAUCUUCCCAUACCGUCACUCUCUCUCCUUUUCUUUUGGGCACUUUUCCCGGUGUUCAUCUCCACUUCGAAAUUAUUUGCUCAAUUUCGUGUUUAGUGGCGCAAGAAUUAGAGAUUUACUGAGCUCCUUUUGUGAUAUUAAAGGUUGAGAAGAAAAGGGUCAUGAUUCUCCGAUAGGAGUUUGUUUCGGGCCUUUGUAUAUGUGCUGGAUAAAGUCGUGUACAUUUGCUUUCAUUUGGUAGUGAAAGUUGUAUUCAGUAUGAGGACUACCAGUACUACUUCACGGGUUUCUAUUC
Messenger RNA from Eucalyptus grandis, 1295 nucleotides. RefSeq names its product abscisic acid receptor PYL8. The record is from RefSeq and is a predicted model, not a curated record. Gene Ontology annotation, molecular function: protein phosphatase inhibitor activity; signaling receptor activity; abscisic acid binding. The coding region runs from base 313 to 894 and encodes 193 amino acids. The transcript is spliced from 3 exons. Lineage: Eukaryota; Viridiplantae; Streptophyta; Magnoliopsida; Myrtales; Myrtaceae. Gene Ontology annotation, biological process: abscisic acid-activated signaling pathway. Gene Ontology annotation, cellular component: nucleus; cytoplasm.